Messenger RNA from Coregonus clupeaformis (lake whitefish), 3929 nucleotides. RefSeq names its product palmitoyltransferase ZDHHC8B. The record is from RefSeq and is a predicted model, not a curated record. The transcript has 11 exons. NCBI's taxonomy places the organism in Eukaryota, Metazoa, Chordata, Actinopteri, Salmoniformes, Salmonidae. Gene Ontology annotation, molecular function: palmitoyltransferase activity. The coding region runs from base 191 to 2557 and encodes 788 amino acids. Gene Ontology annotation, biological process: protein palmitoylation.
UGCUAGAGUAGGAUUUCUAGUAUUUCGGAGCACAGUAUUUUUUGCUUGUCUGUCUUUGGAUCUGUGUGCGUUUAACGGUAAUAAAGACAGAUAGGCUGAAUCGUUAAAUGUAGAUAUUGCAGACUGGAUCUUUACAUCUGUAUACCGUCUCCAAUUGGAAUAAAUAAUUGAGGAAUGUGGAAAUUACAGAAUGCCCAACAGCGUUGGAAAGAGAUUUAAACCCACCAAAUACAUCCCGGUAUCUACUGCAGCCACUUUUCUUGUGGGAUCCACCACCUUAUUCUUCGUUUUUACGUGCCCCUGGCUGACCAACACGAUCUCCCCCGCUGUGCCUCUCUACAAUGGCGUCGUCUUCCUCUUUGUGCUGGCCAACUUCAGCAUGGCUACCUUCAUGGACCCUGGAGUCUUCCCCAGAGCGGAUGAGGACGAGGACAAGGACGAUGAUUUCCGGGCUCCUCUCUACAAGAAUGUGGAGAUCAAAGGAAUUCAGGUCCGGAUGAAAUGGUGUGCCACCUGUCACUUCUACAGACCACCCCGCUGCUCUCACUGCAGCGUGUGUGACAACUGUGUGGAGGACUUUGACCACCACUGCCCCUGGGUGAACAACUGUAUCGGGCGUAGGAACUACCGUUACUUCUUCCUGUUCCUGCUGUCACUAAGCAUCCACAUGGUGGGCGUGUUCUCCUUCGGCAUGCUGUUCGUGCUGCACCACAUGGAGCGGCUGGGCACGCUGCACACCACCAUCACUCUGGUGGUGAUGUGUAUAGCAGGGCUCUUCUUCAUUCCAGUCAUGGGCCUGACAGGCUUCCAUAUGGUCCUCGUCGCCAGAGGUCGCACCACUAACGAACAGGUGACAGGCAAGUUCCGUGGAGGAGUAAAUCCCUUCACGCGGGGUUGCUGUGACAACAUCAAGUAUGUCCUGUGUGCUCCCCUGGCGCCCAGGUACAAUGGUGUGGACCCAAGGAAGAAGCCCCCUGUCUCCAUCAAGCCCCCCUUCAUUAGACCAGACCUGUCUGACAAACAGAUCAGCAUCAAGGUCAGCGACAACGGGAUCCACACCAGCAUCCUCCGGUCUAAAUCCAAGAUCAGUCUGGAUGGUCUGACCCUGGAUGACAAAGGCCUAGACACCCAGCCUCCACUACCCCCCAAAGCUGACCGCUACAACCAGCUGAAGAGCCAGCUGACGUCCAGCGAAGAUAGUUCCCUGUCCGGCAAGACCCAUCCCUCCUCCCCGGCCAUGUACAAGUACCGGCCCUCGUUCGGCACCAUCCCUAAAGUCCAUUACCACGCGGCAGGGGAGAAGAUUGUAAUGCCUGAUGACCACUGUAAGGCGUCAGCCAUCUUGGAGGAGGGCCGUUGCCAUGUCGACUACCGCUCAGAGCCCAACCUGGACCUGCCUGACUACCGCAACGCCCCUCUCCACCGAUCCUUCCAGUCCUCCCCACUGCAGCUGGACUCCUACCCCAUCACCUCCAGCUCCCUCAGCCUGAAGCAUGCCUACCAGCGCAGGGACAAGGGCCAGCUGCCUGUCCUGCAGCCUGAGACAGUCACCGCCACCCCCUACAAGAGCGUCUUCUCCCCACUGUCCAACCGCAACAGCAGCCUCUCCUACGACAGCCUGCUCAACCCCAGCAUUUCCCCAGCCACCGCAGCCGAGUGCAUAGCCCACCCCGGCAUGCCCUCUAUGGGCUCACACUCACCCUUCCUGCCAACCAAAAUGUGCCACGUGCGGGGGCCUGAACCUCAGAUCCAGAGGCAGCAGGUCCCCCCCAGCUUCAGCCCGGUGUUGGGCUCCAGGGGGAUGGGGUUGAGCAGGGGCAGGCAGUCCCCCCAGGACCGGGACCUGUCCCCGGUGCGCUACGACAACCUCUCCAAAACCAUCAUGGCCUCCAUCCAGGAGCGUAAAGAGAUGGAGGAGAGGGAGAAGCUGCAGCUGCUGCACCACGGGGGGCGCUCCCAGGCUCAGUCCUAUGCCCAGGCUCAGGCCUAUGCCCAGGCUCAGGACAUGUUCGACAGCUCUGGAGGGUACGGCCUGCCUCCCAGCGCCUGCUACCCCGACGGUCCCCGGGGCCCCAGCUCCAGAGGCCCCACGCCCCCAGCCUACGGAGGUUCCAGGGACAACCUGAUGGGGGUGGGGGUGGUGAGCUAUGGGCCUCGGACCCCCGUGCUGCGCUCCUCUGGUGGCUCCUCUCUGGUACGUGCCCCCAGGACUUCCUCCAGCUCCCUGCACACUGACAGCAGCAUGCAGGGAGGCAGGGCCCCUGAGCCCCUCUGCCGCUCCCCGGCCCAACAGCCCCACCACUCCCCCGCCAUGCCCCGAUCCCCCUCCUACACCCACAAGAAACUCUCCUUCAUCCACGCCCUGGAGAGGACAGACUCACCCCGCCUGGGUGGCCCAAGAGAGGCCAUGAUGCAAAGUAAAGUGAAUGGGCAAACGGACUGCCAUCUAGGGCCCAACAGCUCCAGUGCCCAGGGCACCACUCUCAGCCCUAGCCGCCACAGUAAUGUCAAAAAGGUGACCGGGGUGGGUGGCACCACCUAUGAGAUAUCUGUGUGAAAGGGCUGGGGCCCGGGGCGCCAAAUCUUGAGGGAGGAGGCAGCAUUCUCAUGGCAUCCACAUCCAAUGACAACAACAACCGUGCUACACAGAGAGGAUUCUCUUCGACCUUUGACCUUUUUUUAUUAGAUUUUGACCAAUCAGGGGCACAUAGCAUUUCCUACUUGGGAAUUAUUGGCCAAUCAGAGGACCUCUGCUCUUUCCGGGCCUAGCCCUUGGUCUCUAUGUGUCUGUACUAGACGAGUGGGCUGUGAUAAGUGUGUGUUUGAUGGGAAAGGAGAAACUUCAACCUAAAGAGGGCUGAGGUUUGUACUGAGUGUGUUGUUGAAUUUUGUGGCUUGUUGCGUUGCUCAUCAGUGGACAGUCUGAAUAAGAUCUUAAAUGUGUUGUUUACAGCGUCUCUCAGUUGCGGUCUAGGUGCUGUUCUGUUUGAUCACACUCACUAACCACCCACCCAGGCCACGAGAAGUUAACACCCAGACACCCAAACACAUACAGAUGAUGCCACAUGUCUUUGUUCAGAAACAUUCUCUGAAAUAGCAAUGGUAUGGCGAGCCACCUCCAACUCAAUAAGUCAAGCAUACAGCACCAAUCCAUUAGAUUCAAGCAUACAGCACCAAUCCAAUAGAUUCAAGCAUACAGCACCAAUCCAUUAGAUUCAAGCAUACAGCACCAAUCCAUCAGAUUCAAGCAUACAGCAUCACUCCAUUGGAUUCAAGCAUACAGCAUCAAACCUUUGGAUUCAAGCAUACAGCAUCAAUCCAUUAGAUUCAAGCAUACGGCAUCAAUCCAUUAGAUUCAAGCAUACAGCAUCACUCCAUUGGAUUCAAGCAUACAGCAUACCUCUUAUGAAUUCAAGGUGCUUCACAUAUCCUGUCCAACUGACCGUGUCUGUCUUGUCCAUCAACAACAUGUUGGCCAUUACUGAGCAGCAAAGAGAGAAGAUCACAUCGCACCAGUCAGUGUUAGAUCAAUACAAUCUAGAAUGGAUAUCAAACUGUUAAAUGGUGAUACAACAGUGCUGUGUUGCACUCAGAGACACAGGUCUUGAAUGUCUCCAACUCUACAUUUAUCCUCUAUGAGUUUUGAGGAGGUGUUUUAGGGCUUACAGUACAGGAGCAUAUUCAUCGCAACUCUAGCUAAGCUCCAGUAUUUAUUUCCCUUCAUAAACUGUGUGGUUCGAGCCCUGAAUGCUGAUUGGCUGAAAGUCGUGGUAUAUCAGACCGUAUACCACAGGUAUGAAAAAACAUUUAUUUUUACUGUUCUAGUUACGUUUAUAACCAGUUUAUAAUUGCAAUAAGACACCUUGGGGGUUUGUGGUACAUGGCCAUUAUACCACGGCUAAUGGCUGUAUCCAGGCACUCCGCAUUGC